Aspergillus sclerotioniger CBS 115572 is the source of this 849-nucleotide messenger RNA. RefSeq lists its product as uncharacterized. The record is from RefSeq and is a predicted model, not a curated record. NCBI's taxonomy places the organism in Eukaryota, Fungi, Ascomycota, Eurotiomycetes, Eurotiales, Aspergillaceae. The transcript has 2 exons. Bases 1 to 849 code for a protein of 282 amino acids. Gene Ontology annotation, molecular function: protein binding.
AUGCCUUUGCACCCAGCAUCGCAAGCUCAUCGGCAUGCGGAUGAUUUCUGGACACUGGAUACCUUGGUCCCAAUCGCCAAAUUUCUACACGACAAGUAUCUUUUUGACUCCUUAGACUUGGAGACGCAUGACUGGGUGUUAGGCGCUGUCCAAGAGCCUGCAGAGCUGUUCAUUCCGGCUGCAGAGCAUAUCGCCAAAAGGUGGCUGCAGGACUACCGAUGGCAACCCCGGAUAUGCAUGUUGAUCAUAUAUCGGAUCAGAUGCCUGGUCAAUGGAGAUCGGGAUGAAGUAUUUACCGAUAGCCCUACCACCUCAAAUGUGCUUGAUUCAGCAGAGUGGAAUCGGAGAGUUGCCAUGUGCCUUAGAGACAUGUCAUACUUUGAGGAGGCCCAGGUUCAUUUUGAAGCUGCACUGAGACUGGACUGCCAGAUUUGGCUUGCUAGGGGUGGCCUGGCAUACAUGUAUAGCCUCAAUGGGCAACAUGACAAAGCUUUGGAUCUCUACAAAGCAAAUCUUGAAAUUCUGGAUGCGGCUUAUCUGAAUACUGAGAUUUGGGACAUGCUUCCUCACGAUGUUGGCUCUGAUGAUAUUGCUGACGGUUACCAGUCCAUAGGUGAAGAAUACCUCGCCCUCAAUGCGCUGGCCUACUUCGAGAAAGCACUUGAUAUCUCUAGAAAGGGGGAGUGCCUCGAAAAAUUCAUUGAGCUCCGUGCGGCGGAUAAAGUCUCGGAGAGCAAUGAGCAAAAUAUACAGCACUCCAAAAGAAUGGGCACCGCAUCUGAUGAUGGACUUCCCCGCGACAUUCAUGCAGGGGAACUUCCCAGUGCUAUACUUACAAUCCUUGGUUAG